Cylicostephanus goldi is the source of this 1158-nucleotide messenger RNA. The record is from the annotation of a GenBank genome assembly. NCBI's taxonomy places the organism in Eukaryota, Metazoa, Nematoda, Chromadorea, Rhabditida, Strongylidae.
AUGGACUUUGAGGCUCCACCACCUUUCACAGGAGCAUUAGAUGAGCCUCCAGAUGUGGAAUUGGAUGCUCGAUUGACUGUCGAUGACGAUGACGAGGUAGCCAGUCAGGUAGACAUUCCCACUGACCUCCCCUGUUCCUCGUCUCCACCAAGCUUACCUCCAAUAAUUCCUGUGGCGAAAAGGAAAUCACCCGAACCUAAAUUACCCAGUCCUUUACCACAAGUUUCAAAGGAUAAUCCUCCGCCGGAGAUGAACGGGGUGAUCGAAAAUGGAGAUGCGCAAUUUCCCAAAGAUGAUGAAAACUUGGAGGAGAAUGAUUUGCGGCAGACUUUUACCUCCACAGCGGACGGUAAAGAGAGUCCGGAAGCAUCUCAGGGAGCUGCGGAGUUGGACGCCACUCCAGACGUUGUCGAGAAAACGUACAACGCUGUUGGACAUGCAGUACAAGAUCGAGAUAUUAGCUUGCCUGUCACUCAAAAUGGGAGCGAAGAAGACGAUGAUUUUGAUGAUUUUGGCGAUUUUGCUGGUGUUGACGCGGAAGACGCAGAACCGAUCGUGGAUGAAAUACAUGCUGAGGAAAAAGUUGAGCAAGCAGGUUUUGAGUGGAACGCUUUUGAAAGGAACGAUGAUAAGGAGGAUCAGGUGCAGGCGGGAAAUGCGAAUCAACCAGAUGGUUGGAAUGCUUUUGAUCAAGGCAACGCGACAGAAGACAACGAGUGGCCAGCAGAUUUCCAAGAUGCCGCCAUCGUACAAGACUCCAAAAGUGGUGAUCAGUUUGGCUCUGAGAAUUCCAAUCUGUGUCCGGUUUUGGAUGAUUUGUUUGACUCAAUUGAGCUUUGGAACGUUGAAAGCGAAAUAGGUGGUGAUGAGGCGCAUGACCUCAAUGCCGUGCUUGAUGCUGAUGAACCUCCGAAAGCUGAAAGCGAUUCUAGUCUUGAUUCAAUUUCCACUCACCGGAGUUUCGAUCUUUGGUUUGCUUUACGGAUUGUCGAAGAUGCAUUAGCUUUGAAAUUUGAAUGGAAAGGCUCUGAACACAGUGAAAAUUUAUACAAAGCGCUCAGAGUUGACCCGAAGAUUGCUGGACGUGGGUCUUUGCCCCCUCUGUCUUCCUCAACUGUGCUUGAACCAACACCAUUUACAGCGAAUGGAACAACGUAA